AAUGGACUCGUAAGAUUUGGUUUGGAGUAUUUUUAACGGUCGAUAUCUUUAAAAUAUUUGGUUCAAGUAAAUUUACUUUGUGAGCUGUAAGAGUGUUAUGAAAUGCACGGACCAUAUAUCUUUGAGUUGCAGUGCAGAUCCCCUUUUGUUAUCUACCUUUUGUGAAAACAUUCACUAUUUCAAUAAUGCAGCGAAGAACGCUACCGCAAGGCUACAUCUAAGGCACUCGCUGCUCAAACUAAAACAUGCUGCUAGACUUAAAACACUUAUUAAAUAAAAACAGAACAGCUGAGACUACACCUAUGAGAAAAUACCGUUAGCAACCGCUAGCUAGCGACCAACAACAGUUUAUGUUCAAAUUCACCGGCAAAACAAAAAAGAAACAAAUGUUUAUACCUAUUUACAUACAUACAUACAUUAAUGAAGUUCAAAGGGGAGCAGAGCAGUGUGACCCCAAAUUCUACUAACCAUUGUUGUCAACACAAACAUAUGAAAAAAUUUUUUCCAGCCUUUUCAAGCACAAGGUUGCGAUUACUAAUGAGAACAAAUAUAGUUCAGUUAUUUAAUAUCUUUAACUGAGUUUUAAAAAAUGUUUCGUAAGGGAUUUUUUGUUAAAAUAGAAAUUCAAUUGCAUGCGGUAAGUGGAAUAGUUAGUAAGAACAUAACGAUUAUAAUUAUUUGUGGAAAAGCUUAUUAUCUAUUUUUAAAAUUACUCACCCAGGUGACUUGUCCUGGCGUUUGGCUUUGUACGCAUGGUUAUCUAGAAGUGACCAUCAAAACAUUGGGCUACUUCUUCCGUACGGGCGCGAUGGAACCACGUUUUCCCCUACUUUGCCAUGACAAAUUUAGCAUGGAAGGCUACUUUAAGUCCGUCGGGUCACUAAGCGACCUAGAACGCGUGCUAUCCGCCGAACAAGUAGAGAUAACAUUGUGGCAAAAUGGACGGCGCAUGGCUUACUUCUCGGGGAAGCUGGCCGACGUAAUGCAUUCGGAUAUACCUAAACUGACUUGUGAGCAUAAUAUAAAUGUGCAGUUGCUGAUGAAGGCGACACCUGCAUUUCCGGGAAUAAUUACACCAAAAGUAGAACUAAGCGCUCAUGUAGGUGUAAAGGACCGUUUAUCACUUUCCGCAGAGUUGAGCCAACGCGUAGGAAAAGCUUGUGGUAACUCAGGUUUACGUGAAUUGGAGUUUGAAGCUACACGAGUGCCUAAUCGCCAUUGUCAGCAGCAAACCUCGCCAGCUGGGAGCUGUUUCAGUUACUUGGAGGGGCGAAGGCGUCAAAGGCCCGUCUGUCAUACCAAGACAAGCUGUGGUAGCGGGUGGGUCUUAUUCAAAGACGAUAAAAUUUUUGGGUUUUUAAUACGAGUACUAUAUCAUCAAUUUUCGUCUUUAAAUUUAAGGUUUACGAGAGAUAACUCAGCAGUUCCAUGCUCAAAUGCUUUGAAUUCGUUCGAUAUGGAAGCAGUUGCAACUAAAAAUGGUGCACGUCGUCUAUCAGCCGAUUCAAGUAAUUUCAGUAAUAGUUCUUAUAACCUUAGCCAAAUGACGCGUAUGAGCAGCCCCAGUCAUCGUAGUCACUCUGUUUGUACGAUUGCUUCUAUAACAGCUGCUGAUGAGCAUCAGCGUGAAUGUCACAUUUGCCAAUGCUAUCGGAAAGUUUUCUCAUAACUCAACUUUAUCAGUUUACAGCAAGUUUACAGUAUCUCAUAAUAGAUAAUAAUAAAUACAAAUAUGAUCGUAUAGCAUGAUUCA
Rhagoletis pomonella (apple maggot) is the source of this 1753-nucleotide messenger RNA. RefSeq lists its product as uncharacterized. Lineage: Eukaryota; Metazoa; Arthropoda; Insecta; Diptera; Tephritidae. Gene Ontology annotation, molecular function: myosin light chain binding. The record is from RefSeq and is a predicted model, not a curated record. The coding region runs from base 590 to 1669 and encodes 359 amino acids. Gene Ontology annotation, biological process: spermatogenesis. The transcript is spliced from 3 exons.